Molecule: messenger RNA, 6164 nt
Organism: Eriocheir sinensis (Chinese mitten crab)
Lineage: Eukaryota; Metazoa; Arthropoda; Malacostraca; Decapoda; Varunidae
Gene: Ate1
Product: arginyl-tRNA--protein transferase 1-like
Exons: 10
Coding region: 110-1669 (519 amino acids)
Biological process (GO): protein arginylation
Cellular component (GO): cytoplasm
Molecular function (GO): arginyl-tRNA--protein transferase activity
Source: RefSeq, a predicted model, not a curated record
UUAUUUUAGGCUCGUGGGCAGGCUGAGUCCCGCCAGACCGCUGCUGAGUGCUGAGGCUUGAGGAAGUGCUGGUGCUGGCGCGUGCUGAGUGCUGAGGAGGCUCGGGACCAUGGCCGCUGAGGAGGACCCUUCCUGCUCCAUUGUGGAAUAUAUGCGGGACCACAGCGGCUACAAGUGUGGUUACUGCAAGUCGAAGAACACCAACUUUAGCCAUGGGAUGUGGGCACACAGGAUGACCACUGGCGACUACCAGACCCUGAUAGACCGAGGAUGGCGCCGCAGCGGCAAGUACUGCUACAAGCCCACCAUGGACAAGACCUGCUGCCCCAUGUACACCAUCAAAUGUGAUGCCCUGGAGUUGAAGCUGAGCAAGACACAAAAGAAAGUUCUUAAGCGCAUGCGACGGUACCUCAGCCACGGAGAUAGGAAAGACUGCAGGACGCCAGAGAUGGGUAACGCUGAAGUAAUUGGGGAUAACGAGGAAUAUGUGAAGCCGAAAUUCGAAGCAAAAUGUGAUGUGUCUUCAGUAACCUUACCUAAAUCUAUAAGGACCCAAGAGCAAAGUGUGACGAGUAAUAUUGCUGUGCCUGAAACCAAUGUGGUGCCUACUGCUAAGAAGCCCAGUGACACACAAGCCACCUCCAAUGCCUCCUCCUCAACCAAAGACUCGCCCAGCAUCAAUCAAGAGGUUCGGAUGGUCGUCUCUUCAGGCACAGGUCCAGAUGCAAGUCGGCCGCUCUGCAGAAAAGCAAAGUUAAUCCGUCGAGAGAAGCGAGAGGCUAAGCUGGCCAAGCAGGCGCAGGAAGCCUUGGCCCGAGGGGAAUCUCUCAUGGAGGCUAGCGUUUCCAAACCAAACAACACCGAGAAGUCACUUGAGGACUACCUGAAUGAACCUCCCCCCGCAAACCCAGCACAUACCUUGGAGGUUAGACUAGUUCGUUCCCAGCCAAGCAGCGCUGAGUUUCUGCAGACCUUCAAGAAGGCCCACCAAGUCUAUCAGAGGUACCAAAUUACCAUCCAUGGAGACGCGGCGGACAAGUGUAACGAGUCUCAGUAUAAGCGGUUCCUGUGUAAUUCACCCCUUGAGCAGUGGCAGCCGAGCAGCGGGCCAGAGCUGGGCUACGGCUCCUUCCACCAUCAGUACUGGCUGGACGAUAGACUCAUUGCAGUGGGAGUGCUCGACAUCCUGCCACACUGCGUCUCCUCCGUUUACCUCUAUUAUGACCCCGAGUAUUCAUUCUUAUCCUUAGGCACCUAUGCUUCACUCAGAGAACUUGCAUUAGUGCGUGAACUGCAACAAAGAACAGCAUCCCUCAGGUGGUACUACAUGGGCUUCUACAUACACUCCUGUCCUAAGAUGCGCUACAAGGGCAAGUAUAAACCCUCAUACCUAUUGUGCCCAGAGACGUAUGAAUGGAUAUCUAUUGAACUCGCCACACCCAAGCUGGACAGAGUCAAGUACUCCAGAUUAACUGACAACCCCAGCGCUGUGGACGUCAAUGGCCGGGUGGACACUAGCAAAAUUCUUAUACUUCAUAAUCAGAUGUUGAUACGGUACGGAAACUACCAGGCAGACUGUGCUGAUGAUGAUGAAGAUGAAGAAAUAAAUGAGUAUGCAUCCCUAGUUGGGGCCAAAAGUGCAUAUUCCCUAUUGCUCUGCAGAAGUUAAGCGUACGUACCAUACUUAUCAACAGUGAUCGUUUGUAAAGAAUCAAUAUUGCUCUCUCACUAGUUUAAGUUGUAUUAACAUCUGGUUUGAAUAUAAGCCAUAUCCAGUAUUAAAAGUAAAUAUGAACAUUUUAACAUCUAUUGAUAUAUUGCAAAAAAAACAUUUGAUAUACUUUAUUAGUUUUUAAACUAUUUCAAGAAAAUAUCCAAAAAUCACCAAAAAAUCCCCCGUGAUUUCAAAGCACAUACAAAGUAUGCUAGUCCUGUAGACAUGGGUUCAACAUAUAAUUUGAUUAUAAGUUGUAGCUUUCUACUGCGUGCUUUAAAAAUGUGCAUUAUUGUAAAUCGGUUUAUCUACAUAAGUAUGGUUCACAAAGGCUCAGAUGUAGGGUUGUUUUAGAUUAAACAAAGCCUCAAAAACUGAGUAGAUAUAUGUGAUUGUUAUGUAAAAGAUUAGAGGAUUUAAAGUUAUAAUCAUUCUGUUUAAAGGGUCAGGGAUAGUUAUUACAGGAACCAGAUCAGUUAACUGAAUUUGAUUGGUUCCACCCGUGGCAAUUUAUGUUGAGCCACCGGUCCUGGCGGGUACAAAGGCCAGCAAAUGAUUGGGGUCAUUCAUCCUUGGUGUCAACAGUUCCCUGGAUGAUAGAGUGUCAUAGUUGCAUCUGUUUUUGCUCCAUGGUGUGUAGUUCUUUGUGUAUUAGAAUCAGGCAACUGAUUAUCCCAUUGUUUCCAUAAAACUUUUAUUCUGGCUGUGACCUGCCAAUGAUUCCCAAUUUAAGGGUAGUCUUACACAGACAGAGGAUAUACAUCUAACCUCACACUUGUAAUUUAGAUUUUUGGGGUCAUUUAUAAUCCAUUCACCUUAUAUGCCAGAAAAUAUAGUUAAUGCAAUGCUUGUAAAGUGUUUGAUGUAUUGUGUAAGUUCAGUUUUACUGAGAAAGAGUGGACAAUGUUCAUUAUGUCUAUCCUUUUUUUCAAGUAACAAAUCUUAAAUAUAUUUCAUGAGGUGCCAUGUUGUAUGUAGUCCCAUUUCUCUUAAUUAAAAAGUAGUUUCUUUAUCUUCUGCAUUACUUGUAUUGCAAAUGAUAAAAGACCAAACAAUAACUACACUUUACAUAUACUGAUAUGAUAAGCAUUGGAUGAAAAAUGUAUGGUGCUUGCCUGAUUUGAAUAUUCAAAGAAAUUAAGUGACUAUUUCAAAGAACCACUAUGCAGGGAAACAUGCAUUGGAUUUAAACUAGGAAACUGUUGGCAAGAAGAGGACUAGAAUGAUGCACGUGUGUGUGUGUCCCAUUUCAUUUGUUGCCGUCUCCUCCUCACUACAUGAUACAGAAGACAGAUUACUGUGGAGGAUGUUGAAAGUUUGGGUUCAUUUUGGACAUUUAUUAAAUAUAUAAAAUUUAGACCAGUCAUGUACAUUAGCAAACUUAACAUAAUAUGCACAAAUGUUUUGCGUGACAAUCAGUAGCCAUUGUCAAGUAAGGAUUGCCUUGGACUCAGGAACUGUAAUACUCUGUUUACUCCCAGCUUGCAAUUGAAGCUGAAGCAUCUUGCCAAUUGGACAGAAUUUUGAGUCAGCCAGUCUCGCCUACAUUGUGUAUUUAGUUUUUCCUUGGAAAGUAGGAUGAUAAUGAAUUAAGAUUUAACAUAUGAGUUCAAAUAUAUUAAAGAUAGUAGAAAUCAAAUUGCAUGUGGGCUAUGAAAGUUCAUAAUGAUUUUUGUUCAUGCCAAUAGUAUGUAACUAUCGAGGAGUGGUGUGGCAGAAAGUUCUCCAUAUGAUAAAGUAAUAAGAUUUUUCAAAAUGUAGAUAGGAAGAGAAGUACGUAACAGUGAACCAAGUUGUUAUCACCAUAAAACAGGGGCUUUACACUGUGGGACAGACAUCUUGCCUUGUGCAGCCAAUGUUGGCUGCCAUUUUUAGUUUAUAUUAUAUAAAGUUUUUUUUUUUUUUUUCCUUUCCUUUUCAUAUUAUACAAAAUUUGACCAUUGCAUUCAGGAGAACUUCUGUCAUGCCAAAAUUCUUUUUACUGUAGUAAAAUCCAGCAUGAAAAAAAUAAAUAAAAAAAUAUUUUGCCAGAGAGAACGGCUGAACUUGUGUGGAUAGGCCACUUUCUAGCAUGUUCAGGGAACUGGCUGACUCCAACUGCUGUUCAGUCAGAACAGCUUAAUAUUCAAUUGCUAGCAAUAGAUGGAUUAGCUGAGUAGUCAUUUUCACCACUUGCAGUAAUUACUGCUGCCCCCUUCACUCCGGUGAUGCCGACGUUGGUGUCCAAUGGUGUCACCAUAUGAAAAAGGUUUUAGUCCUCUUCUAAACCUCUUAGGAGGAAAUAGAAGAGGAUUAAAAGGAAUUGAGAGGUUUAGAAGAGGAUUAAUCCUCUUCCAUUUCCUCUUAACCCUUUCUUUUCAUACUGUGACGCCGACGUCUGCGUCACGGAUGGAAAGGGUUAAACUGGAAAUUGUUUCCUGUAGUGUAACACCACUCAGUGCCAGGUAUCAAACCCAGGUCUUACAAGUAGAAGUCAGGGCAGCAAACCAAUUGACCCGCUGAUUAGCUAAAACAUCACCGUGCUAGAGGCCAGUUUUGUGGCACUAUUCCUGAUGCCCCAGCCCCACACUGUGGGCAUGAAGGUGACCCCACUCACCCUCAUGGUAGCUGGAGAUGCUUUUAAUCAAUCCAGAAUGGCACAUACAAUGUAUAUAUACACUAGAGAAACUCUAAUAACACAGUGAAAUAUCCUGCAAUUUAACACCACUGAGGGGUGGGGUUUGAACCUGGGCCAUCCGAGGUCAGCAAACCAACUGAGCCACCAAUGAGCUGUUCAGUUUGCUGCCGACUUCUCAGGAGGUCCAGGUUCAAACCUCGCCACUCAGAGGAGUUACAUUAUGUGAUUUUUCACUGCGUUGUUGCAGUUUCUCUUAUGUAUGUGCCACUGUGGCUUGAUUAAAAGCAUCUCCAGCUACCUUGAGUUUGAGCGGGGUCACCUUUCCUUCAUGCUCACAGUGCAGGGCGUCAGGAAUAAGGUGCUGCUGAAAUGGCCUACGAUGCAGUGACCUUGUAGCUCAUCAGUGGCUCAGUUGGUUUGCUGUCCUGACUUAUACUCAGAAGGCCUGAGUUCAAUCCGCAGCAGUCAGUGGUGCGACAUUACAGGACUUUUUUCAGUUUCUCUGAUGAAAAUUGGUUAAAGUCAAGGGUAAUAUACAAAACGUAAUCUGUCAAUGGCCACGUCCCAUCCUUCUUUGGUAACUCCUGCCUUGUGGAGAUUAUCAUUACUCUGUUGAUACAGUCAUUGUGAGUUUUGAUGAAAAGUAUCCACAUGAGAUUGUCUCUGUAGUGGCAGGAGUAUAGAAAUGUGUCAGAGAGGACACAUCAAUGAAACUCAGCAUGCAGAACCCAAGAACAGCAGAAGAAACCUGCUGUACUGUAAUUGGAUGCUGCAAUGUUAGAGGUUGAUAGGAUCAUUCUGGCUGUUGUGCUCUAGCAUUGCAGCAACCAAAUGCACUACAGUAGGUUCUUCCUGCUGUUCUUGGCUUCUCCAUGCAGUCUAACUGCUCUGUUGUGUCCUAAAGUUGCCGUGUGAUAGCACCUUUAAUCUCUAAAAGGACCUCAUACACUUAUAUUCAUCAAUAUGACAUAUUUCUGUACUCCUGCCACAAUAGAGACUAAUGUAUGUGUAUACUUUUUAUCAAAAUUCCCAAUGAUAGUAUUUUCAGGGAAAUAAUAUUCUCCAGAAGGCAGGAGUUGCCAUACUGCCCAAGGGAGAAAGGGGAUACUCUUCAUCCCGCCAUUUGGCGGCCCCAAUGUUGAAAGAUCAAUUUUUCCCCGUAGGAGCAUCUUACCAUUUAUAAGAUAUUUGCUACUACACUCAACAUUAUACAAAAUGGAAAGGCAGCUGUAAUGGAAGAUAAUUUUAAAAAUAAAAAAGUCACUACCUGCUGUGCUGUAAUUGUAUAAUACCUCAAAGGGGCUCCAGAGAUAAACUGGAAGUCUUUUUUGAUAUAUCAACAAGAAGCGUAUCCCCACCAGGUGCAUUGUGGACCCUGCAAAGUGUUGCAGCCCUCUGACAAUUUAUGGUCCUUGCCAGGUGUCUCACCCUGCAAGGAAGCCGCCUGGAUGGAGAGACGCCUUACACACAGUGGUUGAACCAUUCACCCGUUGAAGUUCAGGAACUGUUUCUUGAGGAGAAAAACUGUUCAACUCUGAAAAGAACAUCAAACUGAAUUUGUGCCUUUAGAUUAUAAUAAGUGGACAUGAUAAUGCAGACUUGAGAUUGACUUGAUGAUUGACUAAUUGUGAGAUUUGUUUACUGUUGAUGUUUCCAUUCAAACCAGUAAAGUUUUCUGUGCUGCUGGGACAGUGUUCAAGUAAUGUGUCUAGUUAAUCCUGAUAAAAUGCUACAUAUGGCUUAUGUAUUACCACUGUAGGAACAUUACAUUCAGUAUGCUGUGAACUUUACUUACCAUAUGUCUGAAAGACUUUAAAAAGUACACAAAAGAGA